This is a messenger RNA of Rangifer tarandus platyrhynchus (Svalbard reindeer), 2070 nucleotides long. The record is from the annotation of a GenBank genome assembly. NCBI's taxonomy places the organism in Eukaryota, Metazoa, Chordata, Mammalia, Artiodactyla, Cervidae.
AUGGAUGCUGAGUAUGUCUUAUGCAAUUGGCAAGACCAGUUAUGGCCAGCAAAAGUUUUGUCCAGAUCUGAGGCUUCAUCAAAUAGUAAGAGAAAAAAGGUAUUUUCCCUGGAAGUUCAAAUACUCUCACUGGAUGAAAAAAUUCAAAUGGAAAGCACAGAAACAAAGAUCCUAACUAAAUCUCAAGUUGAAGCUAUUGUUUCCUCACUAGCCGCACAGUCAGAGGUCAGUGACCCACCUGGAGAGGAAACAGCCUAUGCCAGGUCACUAAAAAUGGCACUGGAUAUUCUGAAUGAGAGAACAAAUUUGAUUCAAGCAAGCAGUUCAGAUGAUGAAGAGACCACUAUACUGUCUCAAAACAUACCACAAAAGCCAUCUGAUUCACCCCCUCAUAAAAAGUAUCGGAAGCACGAAGGAGAAGGAGACUUACCAAAGUGUCUGGAGGAAAAUGAAAAUUCAACAACCCUGUUAGUAUCAUCAGAGAGUGAUGAUUUUCUGUAUGAUGAUAAAUCACAGGUGCGUGCAAUGAUUGCUAGUAUUCCAAAUGAAAUGGAAACAAAAUCAUCACAAAACCUCAGCUGGUGCCAGAGUUUCCCUUCACUUUCAGAAGAUGAGGAUGAAAAAGAGAGCAAGAAAAAGAUUGACCUCUCAAUUUUGCCUUUACUUUCCACAAUUAAAGAGGAAGAUGUAUAUGUUAAAGAAGAAAAAUUCAGUCCAACUUUACCGUCAGAUAGUUUCAUUGUGCCCAAAGCUUUAAAAGAGGAGCCAGAAAACAUCUACCCAGAGGCCCUGGCCGCAUCCUCUGAAUGCUCUGCCUUCUCAGAGAAUAUUGAAGAUCCUGGAGAGGGUCCCUCUGAUCCAUGCUCAGUUAGCAGCCAGAAUCAACCUACUGUGGAAUCAGAGACACCUCAGCCUUCUUCAUGGGAACAUCAGGUUUCAUUUAGUGCCUCUAGCCAUUCCGGGGAUUAUUCACUCCUCGGGAGUAAUGAAAGAAAUCUUCAGAGACUGGAUUUUGAGGAAUUUGAGGAAGAAUUUCAAGCUUCUGACAAGUCAGCACGCGUAAGUUCGAUUGCUGCAUCCAUAUUAGAUGAUGAUGAAGAAGAUGAAGAACUUCCACGUUUCCUUUUUCAUUAUGAGCAACGUUCAUUUGAAACAGGGAUGAUUGUCUGGUUUAAGUAUCAAAAAUAUCCAUUUUGGCCAUCAGUGAUAAAAAGCAUCAGGCGAAAAGAGAGAAAAGCAAGUGUGAUUUUUGUUGAGGCAAAUAUGAAUCCUGAAAAGAGAGGAGUUAGAGUGCCUUUUAGAAGAUUAAAGAAAUUUGACUGUAAAGAGAAGCAGGCACUAGUGGAGAAAGCCAGGGAGGAAUACAGUGAAAGUAUUGACUGGUGCAUCUCGCUUAUUUGUGACUACAGAGUUAGAUUAGGUUGUGGUUCUUUUGCAGGCUCAUUUUUUGAGUAUUACGCUGCUGACAUUAGUUAUCCAGUUAGGAAAAUAAUCAAACAGGAUACCUUCAGGAAUUUAUUUCCAAAGCUGCAAAAUGAAAAUACUGGGGGAUCAAUGUCUGUGACUUCCCAGACCAAGAAAAUGUCCUUCCAGAAAAUUCUUCCAGACCGAAUGAAGUCUGCUCGGGACCGAGCCAACAAGAACCUAGUGGACUUCAUCGUGAAUGCAAAGGGAACAGAGAGCCAUCUCUUAGCCAUUUUAAAUGGCACGAAAGGGUCCAGGUGGCUGAAAUCAUUCUUGAAUGCAAAUAGAUUCACACCCUGUAUUGAAACAUACUUUGAAGAUGAAGAUCAGUUGGACGAGGUUGUGAAAUAUUUACAAGAAGUCUACAAACAAAUAGAUGAAAAAAUGCUGACUCGGAUAAGAGAUGAUAAAAUUAAAUUUAUCCUGGAAGUUCUUCUGCCAGAAGCAAUCAUCUGUUCAAUUUCUGCUGUUGAUGGAUUAGAUUACAAGGCAGCAGAAGCAAAGUAUCUGAAGGGGCCAUCUCUAGGAUACAGGGAAAGAGAAUUAUUUGAUUCAAAAAUCCUGUUUGAAAAGAGGCGGAAACCGUUAACAAAGGAAGAUCAUUAA